Molecule: messenger RNA, 342 nt
Organism: Strongylus vulgaris
Lineage: Eukaryota; Metazoa; Nematoda; Chromadorea; Rhabditida; Strongylidae
Source: the annotation of a GenBank genome assembly
UUGUCUCGUUGUUGCAGGUUAGCGGAUGAAGUUGUUGUAUCAACCACGAGUGAUUCAUGUGAAAAGUCUCUUGCUCGUUGCUUUGCAGCAUACGGGGUCCAGAACCCUUCAAAGGAAGUAGUUCCUCUAGCAGAUCGUGAAGAAGUUUUGGCAAGAGUUGUUUCUCAUAUUCCUCGUAGUAUGCAUCCUUAUUAUACGGUAUCUACCCUGAAAGAAUUAGAGGGAGUGGAAGAGUUGGUGGCGGCCUGUUCUAGCAGUCUGACUGACUACAAGAUUCGAAUGAUCGAUGUCGAAAACGCUGUCAGAAAAAGAACAGCGGCAGUUCAGCAUGAUAAAGAAUGA